AUGGAUCCAAGGUUCCCUGUCACUCGCGAAGAUCUGUACAGCCUACAGAUGGAAGUGAAGCAAGUACAGUACACCCAAAGCAGCCAUGCCGAACGACUCUUGCGAUUGGAAAAGCGACAGGCGGAUGAUGCCGCGCUGAAGUCGGUCUGGAAUUCUCCCUUUCCCGGCGUCCUCAGCGGCACUCCUCAAACAGGUCCUGUCACAAUCCCUCACAAUGACAUGUUUGAUGAUUUGGAUGAGCAAGGAGAGCAGCUCCUGGGAUCACUUCAUCUUGGCCCAGCAGAGGAGGAGCCGGUCCGACGAGGCGCUGCUUCUCGAGCCAAUAGUGUUCGCUUCGAUGAAAGCGCCUUGCACGGUUCCAACUGGGCAGGCCCGAGCAACCGUCAUUCAGGCGAGUUUGUGCCCAUCCGCCCUGGCAGCGGCCUCAUGAUGGAACGCUCGCUAUCCCACAAGUCGGAUGGGAGGCACAGCUCUGCCGGGCACUCGGUGCACUCUCACCACUCUGUUGCUUCUGGCCGAGCUAGCAGUUUGGGUCUUGACAACAAUUUUGCGGUUGGCGACGACGACGACGAUUCUUUCGAUAUUCCUGGUCCUCCUCCUGCUUUCUUCAUCCUUGGGACGGUUCCCUCGAUCGUGCGCUGCUGGCUGACGCCCAACUUUGGACAUUCCACCUUGCUUUAUGCCGACGUCUGCAGUGGAUCGCAGAAAUCCGUUGUUGAAUACUCGCUUCUUAGGGAGCUGGACCUGGUGGAUGAAAUUCAACGUGAUGUUGACGGGGCUUAUCGGGUGAGACUGAACGUCUACUUUGCUGAAGCCGUCGUCACGCAUCAUGGCAGUCGCUCUAGCAGUCCUAGAGGCCCAGUCCCUUCCAUCACCGUCUUCUUUGACGUUUCUGGCAUAACUGAGCAGCCACUGCAAACCUCGGAUCGGAAGACUAUUCGCAUCUACUUGGGUAGUGAUGCGCUGCGGGCUCACUCGGCGGACAUCCUCUUCUCACAGAACACCAUGACGCUCUAUGGCGAUGAGCGAGAGCGGCUGCAGGUGCCCUUUGUGCGCCCCGAGGAUGAUGCCGUGUUUCGGAAUAUCUGCACCACCAAUGUGAUUCCCGAGAAGCCCAAAUUGAAUGCCAAUGCUGCCCCUUUCGUCUCGGGCGACAUGGGACAGGUCAGUCAGGAGAGCAUUCCCGAUAUGGACCCCAUCCCCCACCAAGACGACGAGUCCCGGAGCGAGAUGUCCCCGAUGGCUACCGAGGCGGUUCCCAGCAAACGCCCAAGCUCCCACGGCAGCCUGUCUGAUGUUAGCAGGGAGAAUGAGAGGCCGAGAAGGGACACCAACGGCGACGAGGCUCCAGUCAAAGGAGGGCACAGUAGAGCGGUGUCGACCGAUUCCCGACGAGACACAUCCUCGGGCAUCUGGGGAUCCUGGCGCCAAGGAACGGGUAACGGAGCCGAUGGCGUACAGCGAGAUGGUCCAUUGAGCGGAUACCAACCGGCAGGCCGGGGCCGCAACAUGAAGGUCCUGAAACCUCAGAAAUCGGGCUCGACAUCUGCGCGUACAGGUGCUUCGUAUGAGCCGCCGCCUCCGUCCAAAGGGGCCGGAGAGGGUCGGCGCAAGAGCCAAGCCAGCAUCGGAGAGAACGGCGCUAGCCCCGUCAACCGAUGGGAUGUGAAGCGUGUCGGUAGCAUCGGCGGUGACUCGAGGCCUCAGACGCAGCCACAGCCUCUUACGCCUCGCGAGGCGCGCAACGCCAAUACGUUGCCCAGAUCAGCCAACCCGGUCGGAGUCGCAUCGGCGUUUUCAUGGAUGACACCAACGUCGAAGCCCAAGACGACAGCAGGAUCUGAUUGA
Fusarium keratoplasticum is the source of this 1848-nucleotide messenger RNA. RefSeq lists its product as uncharacterized. NCBI's taxonomy places the organism in Eukaryota, Fungi, Ascomycota, Sordariomycetes, Hypocreales, Nectriaceae. The record is from RefSeq and is a predicted model, not a curated record. The coding region runs from base 1 to 1848 and encodes 615 amino acids. The transcript is spliced from 2 exons.